This is a messenger RNA of Giardia duodenalis, 3819 nucleotides long. RefSeq lists its product as uncharacterized. Lineage: Eukaryota; Fornicata; Diplomonadida; Hexamitidae. The coding region runs from base 1 to 3819 and encodes 1272 amino acids. The record is from RefSeq and is a predicted model, not a curated record. The transcript has a single exon.
AUGCACAGUUGCAAUCUUCUUUCUUUUCUGUUUAUAAUUGGCUCCAUUUUCAUGCAGUCCGAAGAACAGCAUAAGGAGGUUAUCGGUAGGGUGUUGGGACUUUUCUCUGAGUUGACUGCAAUGCAAGAUUUCUCUGAGACAUAUAUGCAGGACUUCUACAAGGACCAGAACAAUAGCUGGAUACCCGAGUUUAACGACAACAUGUUCCAUGAAAUAUAUAGCUAUAUCUUAGAUAAAAUGAAUAUGAUGCAAGAAAUCCAGCAACUACUUACCAACCCCUUAAAGAAUAUCGUCGCAGAGAGCGUCGUUGAGCCCUUUGUCCCUCCUAUUUUUGAGAAUCAUCGGUCUUUGACCAGCAACAAGCAUCGCACCUAUGCCUACUCCUACCCUACCAGUGUUGAUAUCUCCCGGAGCUGUAUACUGUACCCUCCCCCUACUCUCUGGAAAGGACAGUCUUUGUACCUAAAUAUCAUGCGUCCCUUCAAGCAGCUGAUCUCCAACGACAUAUCUUCCUUUCUAAGUGUGGGGGAGCAGGCCUUCAUCAUCGGGGCAGAAGGCGACGUGCGUAUUUACCCCUGCCAAUCACACACAUAUAGAAAUGAUGGUCGUUAUACAACGCUAUUUAGAAGCAUCUACACCCUGAACACCUCCAAGUAUUUAGAUGUGCUGAUAGAUUCUAGCAUCUUAGCCGGUAAAAGGCGGCGCCUUGUCAGCCGUCUCAUAGCUGCCACUAUUAUUAAUAGUUUCCGCGAAGGUACGAAGAUACGAAUCUUUACUAUCAGUGAUAAACUCACUAAGAUUUACGAGGGGUCGAAUACACUAUUAAAUAUUUCGCUACUCUGUGACUACGACCAUGUCGACGGAUACUAUGUAAAGCACUCCAUCCUACUAGCGUAUCUGUCGGAGCUCACAUCUCAAACAGAGUUAGUGACAGUAAUCAUCUCUGGCGUCUAUAGCCGCUCCCGUAGAUUUCUUAGGUUUACUGUCCCUCCAAACUUGGACAUCUGUCUCAUUCAGACCCAAUCUAAUUUAGAAAUAGACUGGCUUUACAAUGCAGAGACCAUGCAAUUUCUUGCCAGGUACAACUUUUCUACUAACGGCUAUAGCGCGCCCUCAAAUAUCUCUCAAGAAAUAGCUCUAACCUGUAAGUUUUUGCUUGAUCUUUCUAAAGGCCAAGGUUACACUUAUAGCGACAGAAUUAAUGAAGAACUUAAACGCAUCUCUUAUCAAUCAACAGAGUGGUUGAAGGUGUUCUACAACCAGACUUCCUUCACCGUGCUCAACUUCACACGCAUUACGCACGAGUGCAUCACCUCCAACAAGUGCGAGUAUCGAACAGCCCUAGAACCUGUCCUCGCACGCUACCGUGCUACCCACACUGUACUGACGCCGCCUACAUCAAUUUCUAGUGCCCAUAAUUAUCAAUUUAUGCCGUUCAUUGUCACCCCGCUAAUGUUCGGCGGAGACUUUAUUGGCAUUGUAGCGUGUUCUCUCAAUAUGGAUGCUCUCAUCUCUCUCUCUAAGCUGAGUCUGUUUUAUUACCUCUAUGGCUCCAUCAAUCUCAUCAACUUUGCUUCCCAAUCUAUCAUUUACACCAGUGACUACGGUGAUUGGGGCCUGCUAAGAAACUACACAGAUAUCUACAGCUCCAAAACGCUCAUCAAUCCUAAGUUUUCCAAGACAAGUCAGGUGUCCCAGCUAUUCAGCGUCUUCUUGCAAGCUCAGCAAUAUGCAUCGGUGGAUCUCAAAUUAGAAUCGGCAUUUGUCUCAGGCAUAAGUCUAGACUCGUUCCUCUCUAGUCCUGCAGAGAAAUCAACAGCGUCUAGGUGCUACUCUAGUGUUCUUUAUGAUUCAGAUUUGUAUACAGAUCCCAAGAUCAUUUACGAUCGAUCAUCCAAAUUAGUAGUUGAGGACCAAGGCAGGUACGAGUCUAUCGAGCAGAAGAGUUCUGUAAGCAGUUACAAUUAUGUCUACUUUGUUUGUCACCUCUUCAGUCCACUCUCGCAUAAUAUAGAUAGCACCAUUUCCUUAUUCUUCAUUACAUCCACCGUUAACUUUCUGCCCAAUACUUUGAAAAGAAAUGUGCAAGUCCAGGAUCUAAAUAUAUCUACUAUGAAUGAUCUCCUGAAGAAGAUUGCGUUGAGUUCGGAGCAGGAACAGAAGUUCACAAACGGCUUAUCAUUUGAGCUAUCUACCGACUUGAUUGAAGUGUUUAUUAACGGAACCCCGCUCUAUGCGCAUAACUUCCUUGCAACAUAUAGGAAUACUUCCAGAAUAAUCAGCGCCUUAAAGAAUAUCAUCCUAAAGCCAGACGUUACAACGCAAAUUCUUACAGAAGGCAUUGAGCUUAGCGUUAAAGAGUAUGUCUAUAGCUACAUGCGGUUAACGCUCCUGUACCUCAAAAGCAUCUUUUCUCAGUAUGUCAGCAGCAAUGCCUUCCAAACAACUUAUAGCAACAUACCAGAGAAGAUAUGCUCAUCAUACUUUUGGUUUGGCAGACUUUGCGUCUCCUUGGGUACGGAUUCAAGCGCAUUUGUCCGCACGCCUUUGAUGAUCUCUAAGUUACAGAAGGCCGCGAUAACAAAGGGCCCCAUAAGCUUCUACACAGGCAACCCAGCUCUCUACUCUGUAGAGACAUGUUUCAUCACAGUGUAUCCAGAUGCGUCCAUUGAACGGGGUAUCACUAUCGGGCGAGGUCCUUACUUUGAUUUCGGUAAGAUUAAAUACACACCUACCUUACUCUCGUAUCUGAACAGGACUAUCAGGACCGCAAUACAGGCAAACGGUGGCCAAUCAAGAUGCGUUUUUGAUUGUGUUGCUGAAAAGGAACUCCAGAGCUUUAAUCCGGCAGACUUUAACGCAGACAGCAUGGUGCUAAACGCGUGUGUUGGAAGUGACCUCAUCUUGAGACUGGACAAGUAUGGUACCAUUGGUUCUCCGGGGUUUGCUUAUGAAACAGUGUACUUAACAGAUCAGAAUACCGUGUACGAUUCAUUUAUAAUAUAUUUAAAACAUUCUCACCCAUUCACAGGCCACUUGCACAUAAUGAGCACCUUGCAUAUUAACUCUCUUAAGUUUUAUAAUACAAUGAACAAAGGUCUUGCAGCAGAGAAUCAAUGCAACUAUCCUAAUUGUAGUAUUGUUCUUUUGAAUGAUAACUUAUACGCAGUGUACAAUAAAGAAAUAACUAGUGUACCUAAGUCAAAAUUGUAUAGCCACACACGCAGUGCAGAGGUUGCAAACGUAUUCUGUAGGAACGGUGUAUAUGACUUGUCGUUUAACGGAGUUGCAUUCAACAGUGGAGUGGGGUAUAUAACACCAUUACUAUGCUCUGGCAACAUCUGUGUGCAGUACGCCAUGACCCCCGACAUACUGACCUAUGCUAUCAAUCUGUCAGUUCUCGGAUUGAACAAGAUUGAUCGCGUCUUGGGAAUAAGCAAGACGGGCCUUUACUUAUACUAUUCCAGUAACGACAAGACAUCAGUUAUUAAGCGCUACGGUCAAACGCUGUGCCUGAAGUCCUACACAGUCCUUGAGGAUACUCUUGCAUCACUCCUAUCCAGUGCCCACGAGUUUAAGUACAGUAAUAAAAACAUCACCAUCACAGGGUACAGAAUAAGCGACACAAUCUCUGGCAGCAUGGAGCACAUCCCAUACUCUCUCUACAUUUCAUACUCGUCCGUUAAAAGUAUCGCAUUUACUGCCAUUAUGACACUGAUUGGGCUCAUACUUGCACUGCUAAGCACUCAAACGAUGAUGAGAAUAUCUGUAGACGGCAUUCGUCUACACAUGUACUUAAAUAGCCUUAUAGAGCAAUAG